This is a messenger RNA of Acanthamoeba castellanii str. Neff, 504 nucleotides long. RefSeq names its product alfaL-rhamnosidase. The transcript is spliced from 3 exons. Bases 1 to 504 code for a protein of 167 amino acids. Lineage: Eukaryota; Discosea; Longamoebia; Acanthamoebidae. The record is from RefSeq and is a predicted model, not a curated record.
AUGUUCGGCAGCGUGGGCGAUUGGCUGUAUCAGAGCCUCGCGGGCAUCCGCCAGCCCGAGUCGUCUACCGGCUACCGCCAGAUCGUCUUCCAGCCCCCGCCCUCCAACGUGCUCCUCUUCUCUGGCCUCCGCGGGGUCAACGCCUCGCUCGAGUGGUUGGCCGGCCGGGUGGCGUCGUCGUGGUUCAUCGCCGACGACGGCUCGUCAUUCACGGUGCGAGUGAGCGUGCCGUCGCAGUCGACGGCCAACGUGACCAUCCCGCUGCUGGACUACUCGGCCUUUGUGAUCACGGAGAGCGGCAGGCCGGUGUGGCGUGACAACGGCUUCGUGCCGGGCGUGCCCGGGGUCCAGGCCGCCCGGGCGACCAACGAGGCCGUGGUGUUCAGCGUGGCGAGCGGCAACUACGUCUUCGUCAUCGCCAACGGCAAAACCUCGGUACGCUGCACACGCACACACGCCGCACACGCCGCACACGCACACCUGACACACCCGUGGACUAGGUGA